AUGGGAGAUGCUGAGCCGCGCCGGGCGUCGUUAAAACUGGAAAACCGGCAAACUUUUUGUGGCGGCGUCCCCGUGGCAAACAGCAGCAGGCUGCUGGGGGAGCGGCGGACGGGUUACGGGACGCUGCGGCCAGACGCCGAGAAAUCCCGCAUGGAGGUCACGGGCUACCAGACCAAGACAUGGCGGGUGGUCCUGUGCCACAUUUGCUCCGUGCUGACGGCCGGGCUGCUUCUCCUCCUCUUCCACUGGAAGCCCAGCCUGGAGGUGCAGGCGAAGUGCAAGCCCUGCGCCCUCGGCCAAGCCGACUGGGUCAUCAUCAGGGACCGAUUCGGACAGUGCUUCACCACCCGCGUGCGGACGGAGGCGCUGGGCGAGGGCAGCCUGGAGCAUCACCCCGGGGCCAGGCUGGAGGACCGCAGGACCAGCAUCGCCAUCGGCGUGGCGGAUGAGGAGGAGAGCCGGGACACCAUCCGGCUCCACGAGAAGGAAGAGAAGAACGUCUUGCGGUAUUAUCUCUUCGAGGGCAUGCGGUACGUCUGGAUGGAGCGGCGGCAGGCGUACUGCAAAGUCAGCGUCUUGGAUGAAGGCUGGACCUGCGCGGAUCUCCACCUCUCCCAGGCUGGGCUCGACCAACAAGACCACAACACCAGAAGGAAGAUCUACGGACCGAACCUCAUCGAGGUGCCGGUCAAGUCCUACGCCAGGCUGUUGGUGGAGGAGGUGCUCAAUCCCUUCUACAUCUUCCAAGUGUUCAGCAUCGUGCUGUGGGUCUGCGACGCCUAUUACUACUACGCUGCCUGCAUCUUCCUCAUCUCCACCAUCUCCUUAGGGCUGUCCCUCUACGAGACGAGGAAGCAAAGCGCAACGCUGCAGAACAUGGCCAAGAUGUCGGUGGGUGUCCGAGUCCAUCGCCCCAGCGGGGGGGAGGAGGAGAUGGUGGUGAGCUCCGCCGACCUGGUGCCGGGCGAUUGCAUCAGCCUCCCCUUUUCAGGCUGGUUGGGUCCUGCCCCCUCCCAGGGUGAUAAACCUCUCUCCGUGAUGUUCUUGGCCGUAGGGGAGAGCGUGCCGGUGAUGAAAACCCCUCUCCCGGCCAGCAGCCAGGCAGCCGCCACCGUCUAUUCCCCUGAGGAGCACAGGCGGCACACGUUGUUCUGCGGGACGCAGGUCAUCCAAGCCAAGUCCUACGUGGGCAGAGAAGUGCUGGCCGUGGUGACCCGCACUGGUUUUUGCACGGCCAAAGGGGAUCUCAUCAGCUCCAUCCUCUACCCCAAACCCGUCAGCUUCAAGUUCUACAAGGAUGCUGUGAAGUUUGUCCUGUUCCUCGCCGUCCUGGCUUUUAUCGGAACACUCUACAGCAUCCUCAUCUUGGUGAAAAACCAGGUCCCCGUGGGGCAAAUCAUCAUCCGUGCCCUCGACCUCGUCACCGUCAUCGUGCCCCCGGCUCUCCCGGCUGCGAUGACGGUGGGUACCAUCUACGCCCAGAACAGGUUGAAGAACCAGGGCAUCUUCUGCAUCAGCCCUCCCCGUAUCAACCUCUGCGGGAAGAUCCGCCUGGUUUGCUUCGACAAGACGGGAACGCUGACGGAGGAAGGGUUGGAUGUCUGGGGGGUGGUCCCGCUGGAGAACAACCGUUUCGCCCCCAUCGUCCACGAGCCCCGCCGCCUGCCCGCUGGCCCCUUGCUCUACUCCCUGGCCGCCUGCCACGCCGUCACACUGCUGCGGGCGCAGCCCGUCGGGGACCCCGUGGACCUCAAGAUGGUGGAGUCCACGGGCUGGCGCCUGGAGAUGAUGGAGGAGGAGGAAGGUGAGCUGCCCGCCUCCCAGCAGUUUGGGACGAAGGUCUUGGCUGUGAUGCAACCUCCUCCCGAGGAAGAACAGCCGCGAGACAGGAAGCACCGGUCACCCCUGGGGAUCCUCCGGCGUUUCCCCUUCUCCUCCUCCUUGCAGAGGAUGAGCGUGCUGGUGAAGCUGCCCGGCGAAGCCCCGGCCCACGUCUACAUCAAGGGCGCGCCGGAGAUGGUGGCCAGUCUUUGCGGGAAGGAAACCGUGCCUGCGGAUUUCACCCACGUGCUGCGACACUACACCACGGACGGAUUCCGCGUCUUGGGUCUGGCUUACAAACCCCUGAGCGCGCUGACCACCUUCCAGGAGGCUCUGCAGCUCCCGAGGGACUCCGUGGAGAGCGGCCUGACCUUCCUGGGCUUCCUCGUCAUGAAAAACGUCCUCAAACCGGAGUCUGCGCCCGUCAUUCGCCUCCUGAGGAACGCCAACAUCCGCCCCGUCAUGGUGACAGGGGACAACAUGCUGACGGCCGUCAACGUGGCCAAGAGCUGCCGCAUGGUGGAGCCGAAAGAGCGGGUGAUCUUCGUCAACGCUUCCCCGCCCAGCCACGACAAACCCGCCGCCCUGAAAUUCCUCCUCGCCGAACACUCCCAGGGCGAAGAGCGGCCAGAGGUGAGUCCCCAGGCAACCUUUCGGGGAGGGGGGAAUUUGUAAAGCCCAGACUGCCACUUGGCGCUCAACGGCAAAUCCUUCGCCGUGCUUUGCGAGCACUUCGCCGACCUCCUGCCCAAGAUCCUCAUCCGAGCCACCGUGUUCGCCCGCAUGUCGCCUGAGCAGAAGACUCAGCUGGUGUGCAGCCUCCAAGAGCUCAACUACUGCGUGGGGAUGUGCGGGGACGGCGCCAACGACUGCGGGGCUCUGAAGGCGGCCGACGUGGGCAUCUCGCUGUCGGAGGCGGAGGCGUCGGUGGCUUCGCCCUUCACCUCCCGCCUGGCCAACAUCCAGUGCGUGCCCACCGUCAUCCGGGAGGGCAGAUGCUCGCUGGUCACCUCCUUCGGCGUCUUUAAGUACAUGGCCCUGUACAGCCUGGUGCAGUUCGUGUCCGUCCUGCUGCUCUACACGAUCAACACCAACCUGAGCGAUUUCCAGUUCCUCUUCUUCGACCUCAUCAUCACCACCACCGUGGCAGUGCUGAUGGGUCGCACCGGUCCUGCCCAGGAGCUGGGUGUGGAGCGUCCCCAAGGGGCGUUGAUCAGCGUCCUCGUGCUGGGCAGCCUUCUCCUCCAGACAGCUCUGCUCAUCACCGUGCAGGUCCUCAGCUACUUCAUCACCGUCUCGCAGAGCUGGUACGUGCCGCUGAACAGCACGGUGACGGCUCCCCAAAACCUGCCCAACUACGAGAACACGGUCCUCUUCUGCGUCACGGGCUUCCAGUACCUCAUCCUGGCCGUCGCCAUGUCCAAGGGGUACCCGUUUCGGGAGCCGCUCUACACCAACGUGCUCUUCUUGGUAGUCCUCAUCCUCCUUUUUGGCCUCAUGAUAUGGUUGACCCUCUACCCGCUGGGCUUCCCCAAAAGCUUGCUGAAGCUGCAGGGCAUCGACGACUUGAAUUUCAAGCUGCUGCUGCUGGGGAUCGCUGCCCUCAACUUCUUUGCCGCCUUCGUGCUGGAGACCGCCCUGGACCACGGCUUGCUCAGCUGCCUGCGCAAGCUGCGCCGAAGGAAAGUGUCCAAGAAGCUUUUCAAGAGGUUGGAGAAG
Molecule: messenger RNA, 3540 nt
Organism: Charadrius vociferus (killdeer)
Lineage: Eukaryota; Metazoa; Chordata; Aves; Charadriiformes; Charadriidae
Gene: ATP13A2
Product: ATPase type 13A2
Exons: 29
Biological process (GO): intracellular calcium ion homeostasis; regulation of mitochondrion organization; autophagosome-lysosome fusion
Cellular component (GO): membrane
Molecular function (GO): ATP binding; ATPase-coupled monoatomic cation transmembrane transporter activity; ATP hydrolysis activity
Source: RefSeq, a predicted model, not a curated record